UUAUAUCACACCAAAGUGCACAAGCUAACCUAAGCUCUCUCUCAGCAGUAUACGCUGACAAUGGCAAGAUUCGCUGCAGCUACCGUCCUCGUUUGUGCAGCAUUGCUCUUGUGUGUUGAGCAAAGUGCAGGAAGCUUGGCCUCUGCCGAUCCACUCUCCACCUUGUUUCCUGCAAAUUCCCGGCCUCCGCCAGUGAUGAUAUAUUGCAAGCAGAACACCGAGCUGAAUGUGGCCGUUGGCGACGAUGGCAAAGUUGUUCUGGCCGUCGCCAAAUUCGGCGAAUUCAAACAGCUAUGGUGGAAGCUCCCCUUGCCGGCCUUGGUCCAUGGGGAGGGCCACAAGUUUUGGCUGGUGAACGUCGCCACGGAACAGGCCAUCGCGACCCCAACAGACGACAACAAAAGGGAGGUGAAAAUGGCUCCAUUCAACCCUUGGGACAAGGCGCAGCUAUGGGUGCCGGACACGCCAGAUGCCGACGGCUUUUAUCAAAUCAAGGUGUCCGCAGACGAAUCGAAGGCUCUCAACGGCCUGGGGGGGAGUGUGCAUAAAGGGACGGUCGUCGGGAUCUAUCCUGGUAAUCCAGUAUCUGCUAACACCCUGUGGAACCUUACCAGCAUCUGGCCCUUCCCAUUCCACUACUUCCCUUGAUGAAUCCAUGCGCAGGACUCAGGGAGUUGAGGCUAGCCGUUGUGCUCGCGUUUGCUGAAGAAUAAAGAGUCCCUUAUUUCCUCUACUUUUCGAAAUGCUUCAUCAAUAGUGUCCUCGUCACAUGUUUCCACAACAAGUCAAUAAACACAUCUGUGCACUGGCGUUGUUGUUAUCAUUUUUUCCUUAAUUAAUUUUGAGAAAUUCCCUGUUUCGAUUUUGCUGAAUUGCAUGCACGCAAGCACUGUAAUUCAAUCUCUGACCUUAAGUAUUGUUUCGUUC
Messenger RNA from Setaria italica (foxtail millet), 927 nucleotides. RefSeq lists its product as uncharacterized. The transcript has 4 exons. Lineage: Eukaryota; Viridiplantae; Streptophyta; Magnoliopsida; Poales; Poaceae. The record is from RefSeq and is a predicted model, not a curated record. Bases 61 to 648 code for a protein of 195 amino acids.